AUGAUGAAUCCUGCUCGAGCACAGAUGCUUGCCAGGGCCAGCCCAGACGACGCAAGAGACCCGACUCCAUUACCUGAGGUUGAUGAUGAAGAGGGCUGGGACCUGGGUCCUCUCAGAUCUGGUUCAAACUGCAGUGCCUUGGGUGAUCGCUCUCGGCGAAUUUCUCGAAGUUCGCAGCAGCCUGAAGGCUCGCGAGUGGCCUCCGCCCGUAGGCCAGACGCGGGCCUCCCACGGUUGCGAGAGGACAUCAAUUCCAACACUUUCAGUUUUCCAAAGCGUCCUUUAAGCGAUGUGGUAAAGCAUGAAGAUGGCGACAGAGAGAAGAAGCCGAAGCUUAAUACGACCAAGUACUACACGGAUGUUCAGACACUUGGUCGAGCUCCUCAUCCAGACGCCGAUACUAGAUAUCUUGCAUCGCUCCUUAAAAACCGCACUUUGCUCCUCACUUUACAGGGUCUCCCCAGGAAGAACUCAGACCCUCCCAAGCCGAAGACUUAUGAGUUCCGCAUCUCCCAAGCCGGGCUGGCACAGCAUGAGAGACUAUCUCUCAUCGCGCACACUCGAGCUCUUCCGUUGUUUUCUCCAGAAUCAGCUACCUCUUCUAAUGAUGGGAGCAUCUCGCAGACCAUCGUUGGUGAGUUGCUUGAGGAUCUUUGGCCAAGUCUGUCGAAGCACGAGAAGUAUCAGUACGCCCGACAACUCCGCAACCUACUCGUAAAGUUGAGGUGUAAUGGAAGGGUUCCUGCGGGCGGUGCCUUUGGAUCGGCCCAUUCGGGACCAUACGGGCUGAUUUUGGACAGACAUCAGAGCCAUACAUACUUCGCAGUGAGACAGGAUCCGAAUCAGCAGCAGUUCAUGGCGCUUCUGAUGUCUACACUUUAUUCAACCGUCCCUACUCAUGUUUCCAAAGCUCUUUUGACACAGUUUCGCAGAGACUAUGCAUCAGUCCUGACACAUGGAAACCUGUGCCCCAGAAACAUCGUCGUGUCCAACAAUACGAUUGUAUGGAUCCUUGGUUGGGACUGUGCAGGACACUACCCGGUGUGGUGGGAGUACGCGCGCUUCUUUGAAGCACGAACCACGGAGGAAAACAGCGAUUGGUACGAGUAUGCCGAUGAAAUCUUUGCGGACGAAUAUCCGGCAGAGCUGGCGGCCUACCAAGGCAUAGCCAGAUGCCAGCAACCUUGA
Fusarium pseudograminearum CS3096 is the source of this 1188-nucleotide messenger RNA. RefSeq lists its product as uncharacterized. The coding region runs from base 1 to 1188 and encodes 395 amino acids. NCBI's taxonomy places the organism in Eukaryota, Fungi, Ascomycota, Sordariomycetes, Hypocreales, Nectriaceae. The transcript is spliced from 2 exons. The record is from RefSeq and is a predicted model, not a curated record.